AGACCCCUUUCACUUUUUCCACUUCAGCAUACUUUAUUUCUGCUCCUCCUCUUCAUCCUCCUCCCUGCCUGUCCUCGGUACCCCUCGGUUGUCUGUUCUCUUGAAGCGGGUUCAGGAAAGUGUUGAGGGGGCGGAUUGACUUAAUUUUCUUCACAUCUCGCUUAGCCAAUAACUGUUGUGCACAUCUCAGCUGGCAGACAUUUAAAAGGGAGACAGUCCGGCGCUGAAGCAAUUUGUAUUAAACCCCCACGUUGGCCCCCGUCUAUGGAGCGCGUUGUCUCCCAGUUAUCCAGAGUGCCAUCAGAGUCCAGUCGACCGCUGUAGGUGCAAGAAAGGCGAAAGGCUCACAGGAUCGCAUCAUUCCUCUUGAAGAAUUUGGAGAAUCGCCUAGGGAUGGCCGUCUCAGCGCACACUCUGUGCAGUAUGGUUUUCAUCAUCGGACUGCUGUCAUCUCCCGCGGAUUCAAAAAGAAACCGAGCCUCGCAAGGGGCCAUUCCUCAUCCUGACAAAAAUAACCCAAACGAAUCGGAGCAGCAACCGCAGCCCCCACAGUCGGGAUCCAGGUCCCGUCAGAGGCCGGGCUCAACCUCACCAGCCGACGAGGUGCUGGAGUCCAGCCAGGAGGCUCUGCAUGUGACGGAGCGCCAGUAUUUGAAACGGGACUGGUGCAAAACGCAGCCUCUCAAGCAGACGAUCCAUGAGGAGGGCUGUGUCAGCCGCACCAUCAUCAACCGCUUCUGCUACGGACAGUGCAAUUCCUUCUACAUACCCAGGCACAUCCGCAGGGAGGAGGGCGCCUUCCAGUCCUGCUCGUUUUGCAAACCAAAGCGGUUCACCACCAUGACUUUUACCUUGAACUGUCCGGACCAGCAGCCUCCCACCAAGAAGAAGCGCAUCCAGCGCGUCAAGCAGUGCCGCUGUAUCUCCAUAGACCUGGACUGAACACGCUGCAACAAUCCGCAGACGGUGUUGGUAGAGAAAACGAGCGCCUGUCUCCAUCUGGAGAUGUACACGGACGUUUUGUAAUAUUCUCCUCUUGCACAACCAAAAAAAGACAGAAAAAAAACUGACAUACAACAUUGAGCAGUGACGUUUUACUUCUUGUUAAUUUCAAAAACCCUACUGCACGGAAACGCUAACUCCAAACGGGCACAGUUUACUUUUAUUUUUUUUCCUGCGCACGGCUUCCUUACUUUACCAAAAGCAGCAGCAAUGAGACAGGACUCCAAAAAUCAUGUUGCAACUUUCAAAUCACUGUUUUCUCCUCAAACCAAUCCUGUAUUUAACGCAUAGUGUUUGUAGAACUGGAUGUAUCCACUGUGUGGAGUUUGAAGAAUGGAUAUUUGUAAUGAAAAAUGAAAAUGUGAUAAUUUUUUAUUUCGACAUUUCAAGAAUCUUUUGAGGUUAACCAAACUGAUUUCUGUGAAUUUCGAAGCUUUACUGGUAAAAUAUUUCAUUUUUAUAUCUGGAGUCUAUUUAAAAAGUCUUCAAAGUAAAGCAGACUCAUUUUUAUAAAAAACAGUAUUUGGUUAGUAUUGAGACUAAAUAGUUUUAAAUGUAGAUGUAAAGUCGUUUUGUUUUAAUCUGUUUGUUUAUUCCAUUUGAUUAAAUUAUCUAUUAAAACUAAAUAAACAAAUGCUGUUCUA
This is a messenger RNA of Xiphophorus maculatus (southern platyfish), 1646 nucleotides long. RefSeq names its product gremlin-1-like (gene grem1b). The transcript is spliced from 2 exons. The coding region runs from base 394 to 942 and encodes 182 amino acids. Gene Ontology annotation, biological process: animal organ morphogenesis. Lineage: Eukaryota; Metazoa; Chordata; Actinopteri; Cyprinodontiformes; Poeciliidae. Gene Ontology annotation, molecular function: receptor ligand activity; BMP binding. The record is from RefSeq and is a predicted model, not a curated record.